UUUGGUUCAGGUCAGGGGGUGACAGGAAGUUGUAGCUGCCAAUGUUUAGCUUGCCGCUUUGUUGAGGAUUCCUGCUGGGCUUCCUGCAGAUUUUAUCAUAAGAGUUGCAAUGGAACCGAGCUGGAGUACGUUUUUAUUUCAACAGGCCAAUGAGGCCCUCCACCAGCACCAAAUAGCCGGAAACAGCCUUUUGCCUCUGCUCAAUUCUGCAACGGAGCCACCUGAUCAGAAACCAGUACUGCCCAUACUGUUGGACCAGAAACCACCAGUCAGUGCUGCAGAACUUCUUAAAGAUAAUGUGGCCAGCGGGGCUGGGGGAGGAGGUGGUGGAGGACCUCUACUUGCUGUGAUUAAAAAAGAACCCAAAUCAAAGACGCCCUUCAUUUGUGGCUACUGCAACAAGGCUUUUCGGGACAGUUACCACUUGCGGCGGCAUGAGUCAUGUCACACCGGCAUUAAGAUGGUCUCACGGCCUAAAAAGACACCCACAGCUCCCACCAUGGUGCCACUCAUAGCCACUGUACCUCGUGAAAAUAGUGGAAACUCUUCAUACAUUACUACUGUAGCUGGUAUCUUGACUACAGCCACCACAUCAACAGCAACAGGCACAAGCAUUAUGACACCGAUGCAACACCAACAGCAGCAGAGCAUCCCUAAGAAACCCUCCAAGCCCGUGAAAAAGAAUCACGGCUGUGAUAUGUGUGGAAAGGCCUUCCGAGAUGUUUAUCACCUCAACCGUCACAAGCUGUCGCACUCUGAUGAAAAACCGUUUGAGUGUCCCGUCUGUCACCAGAGGUUCAAGAGGAAGGAUCGAAUGACGUAUCAUGCACGCUCCCAUGAUGGCGGCAUUCACAAGCCUUACAUUUGUUCUGUGUGUGGGAAAGGAUUCUCCAGGCCUGAUCAUCUCAGCUGUCAUGUCAAGCAUGUCCAUUCCUCAGAGAGGCCUUUCAAGUGCCAAGUAACGGCCUGUACAUCUGCCUUUGCUACCAAAGACCGUCUGCGCUCGCAUAUGAUCAGACAUGAAGGUAAAGUCACCUGUAACAUCUGUGGCAAAAUGCUAAGUGCAGCCUACAUCACAAGUCACCUCAAGACUCAUGGCCAAGCCAGCUUCAGCAACCAUUGUAACAAAGGAAUAAGUGACUGGCAGUGGAACCAUUCAGGGCCACGAAAAGGUGAGUUGACGGUAGGAGAGAUUUUAAAUAACUCCUUCCAAGUCCUAAUUGACAACUCUCAUAAAGAUGCCAACAACAUUCACAACUCCGCCACGACAACGCCAGUCACCAACUCUGCAGCCAUCACCUCUGCUUUAAACCGAGGUGGCAAUACCAGCAAUCCAGUCACCAUUGCUGCUCAGAUGAACAUCACCACAAGCACCAUCAACAUAACAAACCCGGUUAACUUGGGCCCCGUCAACCUCGCCUCUGUCAAUAUCCCAACGACAGCCCACAUGAAUCUUGCCCACCCUGUAGCUAUAACCACCCAGAUGCCCAUGAAUAUUACCGGCCCACUUAACAUUGCUAUGAGGCCCAUGGAUAGCAUGCCUUUUCUAUCCCAAGUUCUGCCAUCCUCACCUCCUUGGUAGAUAUUUUUUGUAGCUGCAGAGUAACUGUUGAGAAUGUAUCUAUAUGCCUAAUAAUAAUAUACAAAUGUGCUGAAUCUUGGUCCAAUGAAGAGCGGCAUGCCUUCCUAAAUAAUACACGACCUCACCCCACAUAGAUUCCUAAUCGAAAAAGUAAUUGUUACCAUCACUUUGGGAAAUAUUAAAUGUGGAAGAAGCAGUGAUUUACAUAUCCCACAAAUGAAUUGGGGUAGCAUUGCUCAGGUGGUAGUGGUUGUAUCCUUAGUGCCACUGUGACCCUAUAACUGUUAUUUUUGAGCAAGAUACUGAACCCCCAGUUGCUCCUGGGGCUGCAUCAUCAGUAGGUGAAUGAGGUAAUAGUGUCAAAGUGCUUUCAUUACCUUUAAGGUAGAAAAGCGCUAUACAGUGGAACCUGUUAAUGUUGACCAACCCAUCGUGUUUUUAUCAUUGCUAAAAAAGCUGCCAGUUUAAACCGGAGCAAUUAUAUGGAAAUAACUGCCACUUACAUUCAAAGCUUCAGCAUAUAGUCAAAAGUCCUUUCUUCUUUCGUGUUAGGGCUCCCAGCCGUUCUUUAAUCUUCCUUCGUACAAAUACCUAAAUCACACCUGGCAAAAUACGUCUCGUUAAACUUUGUAAUCCGGUCCGCUGGACGUCUUCCAAUUAUUUUUUAAAACCUUUAACAUCAAAACUGCCGUUAUCAAUUUACCGUAAGUCUUGUGGUGCGUUCCAUUAACCUCGGAAGUUGGAAAUCAGAGCUGGGAAUGAUGUCUCGCGCUCUAGUUAUGAAGUCGGAAAUAAAGAUCGCCAAAUCCACGAAAAGUAUUCUUGCUCUUGCCUUAUCUGAAUAUAAACAACUUAUGGAAAAAUAUGCACUCUUUCUCCAACUUUUAAACAAGGUGGAUGACAUGUAAACACAGACAUUAUUUCUAGCAAUGUAGAACGUAUAAAACACAUGAGCAAACUUAAUUUACCGUAUUUUCCGGACUAUAAACCGAAUCGACAUAAACCGCACCCACUAAAUUUUAGUAUACUGUAUAUACAUACAUAUACUGUAUUAGCCGCACUAGACUAUAAACCGCAUUUAUAUACCGGUACAUUGUGAAAUAUUUACAUAUACAGAUUUGGUAAAUGUUUAUUUCCAUACCUUAACUGUUUCCAAAUGGUGCCUGUAACACGCCAGUAAAACGGCUGAUCAAACAAAACAGAAAAGUCAUUAAUGUCUUUAUUCGUCUUUUAAGAUGAAUGAGAUCUUCUCCUUUUUUAAUAAGGUUCAAGAUGUUUAUCAGGAUUCUUCCUCCUUGUACUUUGUAAAGUUUCUUGAAGUGCAUAAUUUUAGUAUAUUGUUUGAUUUCUUUGCUUAAUCCAUUCCAUAAUUUAGCCGUUAGCGAAGAAAAAUCUGUAGAUUAGCCGCACCUUUAUAUAAGCCGCAGGGUUCAAAGCUUGGGAAAAAAGUAGCAGCUAAUAGUCUGGAAAAUACGGUACACAACGGUAACAUUAUCAAAUAUGAACGUUCAACAAUUAAUCGUAUAUCGCUGAUUUAAUGCUACAAAAAACUAGAAGUGCUAAUAAAGAAUUUUACAAAAAGUUCUAUUACUGUUGACACUCCGAGCAGCCAUCUUUGAAGCCAACUCAGGAUUGGUGAGGACUCUCCGACUUUCCAAGCAGGAAAUCCGACCUCGGGGUACGUUCUGGUUGAACUCUCCGAUUAGGAACGCGCAAAUUCUGAAUGGUGGAACGCACCAUUAAACUAUAGCAUGUAUUCCAAUGGUUUGAAGCUGCGCUUUUGAGUUACAUACAGGGUUAUUACGGUAAUCACAGAAACUACGUCACAGCAGCUGAGGCACAAAGCAGAGUGCAGGGUUUAUUUACAGAGCAGUUUGUAUAACUAAGUUAUGCACAUGAAAGUGAUAACUUACAUUUUGGGUGUUUUUUUUUUACCCUGUUUGUUGCGUUUUGCUUGAUUGUAAAAUGUGUCGAUCAAGGAGAUGGUCUGCGAAGUAAAGGAGGAGCAACAUUCUUAAUAUUCAGUUUUUUAUCAUACACAGUUAAUAUUGUAAAUCCCACAUUCUUUGUUAUGUGUAUUUUGGCUGCCUUAUUCAGUGAAAAACUGUAAAACUUCAUAAUUUAGCUGUAAAAAAAAUCUGCUGUAUUUGCUUGGGUCCGUUUUUUCAGGAAUAGUAAUGCAAAACCUUACAAAAUAAUGUCUAAAAUGCGGGGGGGGAGGUGUGACAGACCACCUCAAAAACGGAAUAGAAUUGUUUUUUUCAUUUGCACAAAUGGAGGAAAAGGUAAACAAACUACCAUAGGUUCAACAUUGUAUGCCUCUGGCUGAAGUCACUAAUAACUGUUAUUUGGUCAUGUCGACAAUCACUUGUGUCAACUUGAGUCAGCCAGUCCGAGGGAUGUCGACUUUUAACGGGUUCCACUGUGUAAGUGAAAGCCUGUUUACCAUUCAUCACAUUGAUGCAAAAUGAUUAGUAUUAGUAAAAGUAUUACCUCUGAAGCUUAGUCCCUCCGAUGAAUUUUCUAAAACAAAUUUUCAUCAAUCCUUAUGAGGAAAAGCAACACAUUGUUUGUGUUUUAUAUUAGUAGAGAUUAAAGUACCCAGAAAACAUUUAAAUUCUCUUAUCUAUCAAAGGGACAGUCUACCAUAUUUUCAUAAAAAACCUUCUGUUCAAUGUAAAAUGACCCCACUCACUGCCAUUUUAGUUGUUUUUUUUAGUAUUUAAGCAACCCAUUAUGCCAAAGAGUUUCCAAGUAACACUGUUCCCUUUAAAUGAUGAAUGUUAAAGAUGAGUGUAGACACCUAAAUGAAUUCAGAUCAAGCACUAUCUCAAAAGAGGUCUCACAUUAGAUGCUCCUACAUCUUUGCAUUCUGAUAUAGUGUUUACUCAAAUCUAAUUUUGAAAUCAAUUUAGGUAUGUUUAGUGUUUACAUAGGUUUUCGAACAGAACAAAUAUGGUUGCCGAUUUUAAUGUAUUUAUCAGACAGUUAUUAGGCAUUAUUGGCGGUUACACAUUGAACCAUAUGUUUAAUGUAUCUCUUGUUUUGUGCCGCAUUUGUUAGCUGACUCAUUGGAGCUGUGUUAUAAGGAGUAUCCUUUUACAUAAUUCUUGAUCUAGUUGUCAAUGUGUAGUAUAAGUGAACAAUUGCAACAAGAUUGCCUAUGCUGUGCAUUUGAUGUCAAAAGGUGUGACACCUUCCUACACCUGAGGUGUAUUUUUUGGUGUGUGUGAGACACAAUGCUUCCAGAUAAGAUUUUUUUACACUAUUUUUAGAGGACUAAUCAGUAUUUAAUAGUUUUAUGUAUUUCAAAGUUUUAAGUGAUAAAAAAAAUCUUUCUUAGUAGGGCGGGUAUUAUAUUUUGCAUUUUGUUGAUGUUUCUGAAGCUUGGUGAGGUUUGUUUUAAAUUAACUUCUCCCCUGGCUGUAUUUUGAAAUGGCUGGGAAUUACACUCAUCAUCUAUGUGUGAAUUAUUGAGGAAAUAUUUAUCAUAAGAACAUGACAGCUAAAGGUACAGCACAGAGGGAGAAACAGUAUUAUUAAGGUCAAAUAGAUUGAUUACUGAGGUCGAGAACAAUAUACUGUAUUUCCUUCGAAGGUCAUGGAACGCUAUCAAGGCAAUUUCAAAGUUAGGUUGGGUCGGAAUGUUUAUGUUAACAACCAUAUGAGCUUAUAUAUGCCAGUAGAACGCUAAAAAGUUACUUAGAAUAGUCUUCUCCAAUGCCUGUUUACCUUCUUUUUUGUAAAUAUGAAACACUAUUUUAUAGCCUUGUGGUAGUGCCAGUGUGACUUUAUAGCAAAGCUGGCAGUGCAAAACAAAUUGGUCUAUCCCUCACAUUUUUAUGGCAAUAUCUCUUAAGGGACAAUACAAAAGAAUGAAACAGGGUUAUAAUUUAAUUAGUUGAUUUACUCAACAGAUUAUGGUAUUGAUUCAAUAUCAAGUAAAAAUUAAGAGCUUUAUUUGCCGAUACUGACACAAUACUUAAAAUAUUUUCAAGUUUCUUGAAUGAUUUUGCCAAUCAGAUCAGACUAAAAAUAAAACGCAGCACUAUUUUAGGUAAACAUAGUUUUGUGAACAAACUAUUUGGAAAAAAAUGUACAACUGUAUAAGUGAGUGUGUGGCACACUUGCUAGCUGUAUUGACACCGCACUGAUACUGUGUUAGUGUUUCAUUAUGUUCAUCCGCUAUCCGCUCUUUAAAAAAAGGAUCUGCAUUUCUCUUCAAAAUAAGACAAAUAUAAUUGUUACUUUUAAACAAACAGCUGCACAGAAAGGAAUAUGAAACACGCAACUCUGGUCAAGUAUCCAAAUAGUAAAUUGAAAAAGAAGAAUAUUUACUUUAUUUGGCGCUUUAAGAUCAAAAUGAUCCCAUACUUCAGAAUUUUGCCUUUUCUUAGUUCUAUUUAGAUCGAUGAUCUAAAUAGAUCAUCAUUGUUUAGUAGGAACUGUCGCUUGUGAGCCGAAAGAAAAACCAUUUCUGAAGAGCAGUUUGGCACUUCUCAGUCAAAUGACGCAACAUUUUUUCUUAAAGUGACACAUUGAGACAUCGAGUGACAGUAUCAAUCCUUGUGUUUUCCAUAAGGCACUAAAACGCAGUACUAUUAAUAAUAACAAAAUAUAAUUCACAAAUAUAAUUGUUACUUUUAAACAAACAUAGAAUCAUCCCCUUAUUCUUUUUUUGUUACAAAGAAUAGUUUAAGUACCGUAUACGCCGCACCGGCCGAAAAUGCACAAUAAAGAAGGAAAAAAACAUAUAUACGUCGCACUGGAGUAUAAGUCGCAUUUUUGGGGGAAAUUUAUUUGUAAAAUCCAACACCAAGAAUAGACAUUUGAAAGGCAACUUAAAAUAAAUAAAGACUAGUGAACAACAGGCUGAAUAAGUGUACGCCAUAUGACGCAUAAAUAACCAACUGAGAACGUGCCAGGUAUGUUACGCAACACAUCAUGGCAAGAGUCAUUCAAAUAACUAUAACAUAUAGAACAUGCGGUACGUUUACCAAACAAUCUGUCAAUCCCGAUCGCUAAAUCCGAUGAAAUCUUCCUCCCCGGUGUCGCCUCUGUUAUGUCCUUUCUUUCUGCUGCUCGAUCGCCAUUCUCUGCUGCAUAUUUCACUACAUCUAGCUUGUAAUCUGCAGUAUAUGAUUUCCUUUCCGGUGCCAUUUUAGUUCAGCCCUUCUCAGUUUUUAUAAGUUACCGCCAAUGUUGAUGUGAUCCAUUUUAAUAGCUACGGCAGUAGCGUAUAGCAUAUAGCAGUUAGCAGUUACUCGCGGUCUGGGGAGAUUGCUAUUGCUUUUGGCUCGUAGUCAGCAUGCUCGCCUUUCACAUUGACAACCUGGGUUUGUGCACCGCUCGGAGCAGUCGGAAAAAACAACGCAGCCAAGAGAGAGUACACAAUCGCUACAUGAAGCAGAGCUGUCUGUGAUUGACAGCUAUGGACACCAAUCAUUGCAUUCCGCCGUCAAAAUCGGGGGCCCCUGAUUGGGUGGUGGCCACUGGGCUUCAGCCCAAGUAAGCCUGUGCAUCAAGGCAGCCCUGCGUGUGUCCAAAACAUAAUUUUUUUAAAUUUAAACAAUAUAAGCAACAAUAUGAAUAACAAAACACAAAUAAUUAGCUGUUCAACCAAUGAAAUGUGUCACUGCAUCGCCCACCCACGCCGUCACAUCCUUGUUUACGUUAACAGAGAUCUCGUUUUUUCAUGACCAUUUCUUACACUCAUUUACGAACAAAAAUCCCUGCUAUAGCACUGAACAGUACCCCGUUGUUUAAUGAGAGCAGGGUAAACCGUUCGCAAACUGCGAUUUUUGUCACAAUAUUUGUAAAAACUCUUGAGAAAUCAGGCAAGAUCCCCAAAUUGUUGUCAAUGUUCCAAAAUGUGCUCUGCACUUGAGUUUAAUAUGAGUAUGAAGCGUAUUUCGUACAUCAUGUGAUUAGUGGUUAGAGUGUCCGCCCUGAGAUCGGUAGGUUGGAGUUCAAAUCCCAGCCGAGUCAUACCAAAGACUAUAAAAAUGGGACCCAUAACCUCCCUGCUUGGCACUCAGCAACACGGGUUGGAGUUGGGGGUUAGAUCACCAAAAUGAUUCCCGGGCGCGGCGCCGCUGCUGCCCACUGCUCCCCAAGGGGAUGGGUCAAAUGCAGAGGACAAAUUUCAUUUUGUGUGUGACAAUCAUUGGUACUUUAAUCUUUAAUCUUAAUCUUUUUGGGUAAAGUUUACAAAGAACACUUCAAACAUUGAUAACAAAUUCAUACAAAUGCAAGCUGAUGCAAAGAUAGGCUUCGACAUUGCAACUUUUACUACAACUUUGUAAAAAUGAAAAAACAAUCCUGGAGGGACUGACAGCUUUACGCUGACUACUCUUAAGUUGUAACCACGUGUCUUUUAUGUUUUCCCUUGAGAAUAAAUAAAAAUGUGAGUGAUGUACUGGAAAUCAGCGCUGAUGUGGCCGUCCAACACUAAGAAUAAACAGACCACAUUGGCCUAUAAGCUUAUCAUUUUUGUUUUAAUCACUAAUCCCCCCCCCCCCCCCCCCCCCCCACCCCUCAAAAAAAUACCUGGUCAACAAAUAUUGUUUGUGGUGCUAUGGCCAUUUUGUCCUCCGAUAAACAGUGCAAUUUAUUCUCUCGGGCAAAAUGGCAAAUUAUAGCAGUGAGACUAACUAAACUCUUUCUCAAUACUGUUUAUAUACAUCUCCACAAAUCUAAUACUUGUGAUAUGAAAAUACUGUAUACUAUUCAUCAGGGUUAUGGGAGUAUUCCUUUUACAUAUUUACGAGGAUACUGUGGUUAAACUUGUAAAUUGAGGCUUUUUUUCAGAAAUAAGACUUAAUAGUAUUUCCUGUGAAAUAAAAACAAGAUAACAUUUGUAACCUAUUUUAAACCUUCACAAAUAAUUAGUAUUUGACAAAAACCCUGACAAUGGUCAGCAGAGGUACUUGAGGUCAGAUUCACAUAUAUUUAACAUCUCUCUCCCACUGUUUAAUAAUGUCAGGAAAUGUUUUUAGGUCAGAACAAACAAUCGUAACACAUUUGUGUGUCUUAGGAAAAGGUCAAAGUCAGAUAGCUUGGUACAUAUAGUGUUUGUUGGUUCUUGCUCAAAGGUUGAUCCUUUGUGUUAUCGGAUUUAGAAUAAUUUAGCAUUGACUGCAAGGCCAAAGAGGAAUUGUCUAGUUUUUUCUAUUCUUUGUUUGUUUUUCUACUUAGUAAUAGUGCUCUACCAUAUUGAUCUCACACAAUUACACACUAAUGUUGAGUUGACCCUUAUUUUUUUGUCUGAUCUGACUGCAACACUGUUAGUGAUGCAGCCAUCACAAAUUACAUACCUUUGCCUGACUGUCAAAAAACAAAGAUAGAAACAUUGCAUACAUUUUAUGGUAGCUUUACUGUAACAGAGGCAGACAUUGUGGGGGGGAAAUCUAGAAAGGUUAUAAAUUAAUUUGUAUUUAAUUAAAGGAAAUAUAUAUUUGUUCCUAAAACAAAACAUGGCUUAGUCAAAACAUGGCAUCCCGCUAAACUUCCUUGGUGUAGGAAGCCCUGUUAGCAACCACACGAGUCAGACUGCUUGGUCACCAAGGUUGCACGCAUACUAGAAAGAGAUUUUGGUCAGAUUUUUCCAACUCCAUGUUUGAAUGAAGGGAUGCUUUUAAACUCAUAUUCAGCUUUUCUCUGCCUCCAGAGUACUGCAGGAUCUUUAUGGCAGCGUUGGUAAUUGUACACCCAACUCUUUCGCUGUCAUUAUAGUUUAUGAUGAGAGUAUUUGGUGCUAAGAACCAUCCCUAUUCUACUGGGGUAAACAUUUUCUGAACGAGGGUGAUUGACAGUGCCAAUAGUAGUAUUUUUUUUUCUCACCAAGCUUCUUGUGAUAGUCUAGUAGCUCAUCCCAGUCUUGUGCAGGUCUACAAACCUGUCCAUGGGGUUCUUGACAAGUCUUUGGACAUGCCCAUGGAGAUAAGGAGGUUUGAAUGGAAGAUACUUUUUUGGACAGUUGUCUUAGCCAAUUAAUAUGUUGCGAUUUGAAGGUCUUUCCUAAAGAGAAACAAUUGAUUUAUGUGCUUCAUGGACAUACAACUGUGUGGUCAGAAUGCUUGUUGGUUUGUAGGAGAUCAAACACGUAUUUACUGCACUGAAAUACAAAUUAAACCAACUUAUUGUAUUUUUUUUCUGAUUAUUUUGUGUUUACAAUAAACCUGCCAUAAAAAUGCAUAUUUUUGUAUGACAGCAAACUUACAAAAUCAGCAAGGGGUCAAGCAUUUAUUUUUGUAUUUGUAUUUCUUUCAAGUUGAGGCCAUUUCUCUACAACACUUGCAGCAUAUUAUUGGAUGUUGGCGAGUCGCACCUGCAUUUCAUUGAAAGCAUGUCAACACUGUCCCGAUUUGUAAUGCGUUUUGAUCUUGGAAAUUUAAUUGUUUUGUCUUCAAUCUUUGUUUUUUUUCUUAUGUUGCAUGUGGUUGACUGAGCUUGUCUAUUGUAGGUUUGAGUUGAAUAACAUUUUUGCUAGAACAAUAGUGACAUUUUUAUGACAAAACAAACACUAAAAAAAAAGGGUAAAUCAUGCAUGUGUUGUCUGUCCUUCUCUAGUGGCCGUAACAAGUGUGCCUGAAAUACUUUGCAAGACUCUUCCACGUUGAUGCUUCUUCCUCAAUGUGUGUUAUGUGAUAAAGGAUGAAAAUAUACUGUGAAGGAAUACUUUUUUGUUGUUUUUUUAUUUUCAAAUGGCUGCAGACAUCUUACUGACAACCAAACUAUGGCAUUUGCAUACUAUACAGUAUGUUAUGAAAUCUUAUGAUUGUAAGUCACAGUUGUUCAGUAACUGUGUUCUGUAUUUUUUUUAAAUUGCAAAUUAGGAACAUACAUGAAAAAACAAUUUGAAGACAAAACAUUUUUCCCAACCAUUUUGUCAAGUAAAAAUUUGGAAGAUGUUGUGAAGGCAAUUGAAUGUAUAUCUUUGUACAAACCGUUCAAAUCAGAGAACUUGUUAGUUAUGAUAGACAUGCAAGGAAACAAAUCUUUUUAUUAAAAAAAAACAUUUUGUAUUAGAUCAUUAACAAUGGUAAGUUUUGUAUAUAUGAAGGCUAGGCUUUCUGAUUAGCAGAAAGGUAAAACAUUCCUACAUUUUUUAAAUGUAUGUUCAUGGAAAAUAACUAUGUAAACAUGCACAAUGUUUUAUGUGCCUUUUAUUUGGGUUUGUCUAAAUAAAAGAAAACCGUAAAACAUGAUUGUCAACUGGCCAUGUUGAACCCUACAUUGUAUGUUUUUUUUGUGUGUUUGACAGCUACGAGAUCAGGAAGAUAAAUGAUGAUGGAUGUCAACAAUUUGUUGGGCUCUUAGUUUGGAUUAUUUUGCUAUUAAAGUGUAAUAUUUUAACACCCCCUUUUAACCUAUAAACGUAGAGUUUCCACACUUUUGAAUUAUUUUCAG
Molecule: messenger RNA, 10993 nt
Organism: Entelurus aequoreus (snake pipefish)
Lineage: Eukaryota; Metazoa; Chordata; Actinopteri; Syngnathiformes; Syngnathidae
Product: vascular endothelial zinc finger 1-like
Exons: 7
Coding region: 110-1582 (490 amino acids)
Biological process (GO): regulation of transcription by RNA polymerase II
Molecular function (GO): DNA-binding transcription factor activity; RNA polymerase II cis-regulatory region sequence-specific DNA binding
Source: RefSeq, a predicted model, not a curated record